AUGUCUAAUUUUAAUGAAUCUAAAUCUAACCUUACACAGACUCUGUUGGUGCUGGAUCGAGAUGCACCAAUGAAGGCGGUUUUGUUUGUGACCCCAUGUGUUAUUUUCCUCUAUGUCAAUGGGGUCAUGCUCUUCACCUUGAGGAAAAAGACUGUUUUUCAGGAGGCAUCCCGCUAUAUAUUAUUUGGUCACAUGCUUUGGGUCGACACGCUCAAUCUUUUUAUGAGUGUAGUGUUGUAUAUAUGUGCUGUCAGUAGGAUUUUAAUUCUGAAAAAUAUUUGUCUUGUUCUUCUCAUUGCUGCACAAGCUCUAUUUCAAGUUUCUACCAUAAAUCUGGCUUUAAUGUCACUGGAGAGAUAUGUGGCCAUCUGCUUUCCUCUCAGACAUGCAGAAAUAACCAGUUACAGAAGAACUCACAUAGCUAUCAGUGUUGUUUGGAUGCUGGGUUUGAUUCAGUGCUUGUCUGAGAUGAUUAUUUUCUAUGCCAUUGAUUCUACAAACACAGCAAUGAAUUUGUUCUGCUCGAGAACUACUCUUUUCAGACUACAGAUCUAUAAGAAAUUUGAUAUAGCUUUCACAUGUAUAUUUUUCGUGUCAGUAUGUUUUAUUAUUAUCUUUACUUAUGCUUCUAUAGCAGCUGUGGCUAAAACAGCCGCAUGUGAUAAAGCAUCAGCCAAAAAGGCCAACAAGACUGUUCUGCUGCAUCUAAUACAGCUGGGUCUCUGUGCUGCAUCUAUUUUAGUUGGAGUUAUCCAAGAAGCCAUUUUUGUUUAUACUGACUAUAUGACUUCAUUGAAUGUGAUGUAUUUUUGCUUUUUAGUGUUUAUUAUUUUCCCCAAAUGUUUAAGUCCUCUUAUAUAUGGUUUGAGAGACCAGGCCUUCAGCUGUUUGUUUAAAUAUUACUUCACAUUUGGUAAAGGCAAAGUCAAACCAUUUAUCAUAGAGCAACAUGUUUAA
Labeo rohita (rohu) is the source of this 957-nucleotide messenger RNA. RefSeq names its product odorant receptor 131-2-like. NCBI's taxonomy places the organism in Eukaryota, Metazoa, Chordata, Actinopteri, Cypriniformes, Cyprinidae. Bases 1 to 957 code for a protein of 318 amino acids. Gene Ontology annotation, biological process: G protein-coupled receptor signaling pathway. Gene Ontology annotation, cellular component: membrane. Gene Ontology annotation, molecular function: G protein-coupled receptor activity. The record is from RefSeq and is a predicted model, not a curated record. The transcript has a single exon.